Corvus hawaiiensis (hawaiian crow) is the source of this 4778-nucleotide messenger RNA. Its product is annotated as alpha-2-macroglobulin-like protein 1. The record is from RefSeq and is a predicted model, not a curated record. NCBI's taxonomy places the organism in Eukaryota, Metazoa, Chordata, Aves, Passeriformes, Corvidae. The transcript is spliced from 30 exons. Gene Ontology annotation, cellular component: extracellular region. Gene Ontology annotation, molecular function: endopeptidase inhibitor activity. The coding region runs from base 173 to 4015 and encodes 1280 amino acids.
UAUAAAUGUAGGAAUGAAGUGGAGGGAAGGAAACCUUGGGGCUUCUUGUCUGCUUCCUAGGAGAAACAGCAACAACAGCAGGAGUCCUGGAGACUUUGGAAGGAGAGAAGCAGCACCCUACAUUCUCUCCUGACCAGCCCUCUAGAGGAAUCCACCCCUUUGGAGUUCUCCCAUGAAAAUGUGGACUCCCUUCCUCCUGAGCUGCCUGCUCUACACCCUGGCGAUAGUGGCACAACCGAGGUACUUGAUCAUCAUUCCAGCUGCCCUUCCCUACCCCUCAUCCCAGAGGGUGUGCUUGGACCUCCGUGGGGUUGAAAAGCCAAUUCGUGUGGGCUUAACUCUUGUGCACCCAUCUGGCAACCUCAGCCUCUACCGCAAGGUCAUCCGGAACAACUGGAUCUUCGAGUGCACCAGAUUUCAGGUGCCCCGACCUGCAGGCAGCCAGGAGGUGGCCACUGUGCACCUGCACAUCUCCAAUGGCCACUACUUCAGUGCAAGUGAAGAGAAGAAAGUCCUUAUCCGCAGGGCUGGAACUGGCACCUUCAUUCAGGUGGAUAAACCCAUCUAUAAUCCAGGACAGACAGUGAAAUUCAGGAUUGUGACAUUGACUGAAGAUUUUGUUCCUGUUAACAGCAAGUACUCCAUGGUGGAAAUCCAGGACCCAGAACAAAACCGCAUUGGCCAGUGGCUGGAUGUGAGACCAAAACAGGGCAUUGCAGAUCUCUCAUUCCAGUUGGCUGAUGAGCUCUCCCUGGGGACUUACACCAUCAGUGCCCAGUCCUCUAAGUCCGGUUCAGUCCAGUCCAGUACCUUUAAGGUGGAGGAACGUGUGUUGCAAAAGUUUGACGUUUUCUUCGAGGGACCGGCUCAGAUUUAUGCUUCAGACAAAACCUUCCCCCUGCGAGUGUGUGGCAGAUACAGCUAUGGGAAAGCUGUGCGAGGAAGCGUGCGUGUCACUGUGUGCCAGAAAGCAAGGAGGUGGCCCCAGAAUGCCAGCAAGGACAUCUGUAGGGAAUACAGCGGUCCUACAGCGAGCAACGGAUGUUUCACCCCUUCUGUCAGCACAUCAGUCUUCAAUCUGACUCCCAGCGAGGAAGACAACAAGCUUCAGGCAGAAGCCUCUCUCCUGGAGAUGGGCACAGGGGUGCAGAUCAACACCUCCAGCCAAAUCCUCAUCUCCAGGACAGCUGCAAGGGCAGUAUUUGAGACACCCAAUGAAUAUUACAUCCCUGGAGUACCAUACAGGGGGAAGAUUAAGGUUCAGGAUCACUAUGGAACUGGUAUGAAAAACAGGAAGGUUUUUCUUGUGAUAAGGGUCAUGAGGCGUCGGUUUAUCAAAACGUACAUCACAGAUGACAGUGGAAUAGCAUCAUUCAACCUCGACACAACUGCCUGGAACAGCUCAUCAGUCUCUUUGGAGGGGAGGUUCACACUGGAGGAGCUCAUGCGCACUGCUCGAAGGACUGACUUCAGUUACUCACCUGCUUACCAUCACCUGCAGCCCUUCCAUGUCACAACCAAGAGCUUCCUGGACAUACACCCACCCACGGAAACACUGCCUUGUGGGCUCAAGCAGAAUGUCCAGGUGACCUUCACACUCAGCAGGGAUGACCUGGGAGAAGACACCAGCCGUAUAAGUUUUGCAUAUUAUGUCACUGGCAAGUCUGGAAUUGUUGUCAGGGGCCAGAGGAAUAUCCAGAUUGGGAAACUGAACAUGCUGAAGGGCUCGUUCUCCAUCCCUUUGACUUUCACUGCUGACUUGUCUCCAUCGCCUUCCUUAGUGGUGUAUGCCAUCUUCCCCAACGGAGGGGUCACAGCUGACAGCAUCCGUUUUGAUGUUGCCUUGUGCUUCCAAAACCAGGUCAAGGUAGGAUUCCCAGAUAAAGAAGCCCACGCAGGGUCAGCAGUGCAGCUCCAGCUGCAGGCGGUGCCUGGAUCCCUGUGUGCAGUCCUGGCAGUGGAUGAAAACAUAUUCUUCACCAGACCAGACAGUGAGCUGACCAGCCAAAUGGUCUAUGGUUUGUUCCCUGCUGCCUACCAACGUGGAUACCCUGCCCAAGUAGAAGAGCAUUCAGAUCGCUGCGUGCAGCCCCAGUCCUCAUCAUCUCUGCUACGAGGGAGGCCACAGAAUUCCUUCCAGCCUGACAUCUUUAACCUCUUCCGGAACAUGGGACUGAAAGUCUUCUCAAACCUUGUAAUCAAGAAGCCCUCUCAGUGCUCUCGUCGGGCGGAUAGGAAACCAAUCAUGGGGGUGCCUUCGAUAGAAGACCAAAGAAUCACUGAGGAACAACCCCAAUUCACAACUCACAGAAGAUUUCACCACUAUUUCCCUGAAACUUGGAUCUGGAAUGUGUACUCUGUUGGCUCCAAUGGCAGCAGGAAUGUCUUGGUCACAGCGCCUGCUGCUGCUGCAGAGUGGAAAGUCAAGAUGUUCUGCUUGGCUGGGAGGGGCUUUGGCCUUGCCCCGACCAUGAGCCUCAGAACAGUUCAGCCCUUCUUUGUGGAUGUGAUGCUGCCAUAUUCCGUCAUCCCUGGAGAGACCUUCCUGAUGAAGGCCACUGUCUUCAGCUACCUGCAGCAGUGCAUACAGAUCCAUGUGGCCCUGGCUAAAUCCUCAGACUUCCAGGUGGAGCCAUGUCAGACUUGCAGGGACAAGGAGUGUCUGUGUGCAGAGGAGUCCAAGACCUUCAUGUGGAAUGUGACAGCAGUCCAGCUGGGGACUCUGAAUAUCACAGUGAGGACAGAGGUACUGGACAGCACAUCACGGUGUGGGGGCAGGAAGCCCUUGCCAGCUGCUGUGAGGGGGAGGCACACGCUGACGAAACGCUUGCUGGUCCAGCCAGAGGGUGUGUUAGUGGAGAAGUCUCACAGCUCCCGUCUGUGCCCAAGAGGAGGAAACAUGGCUGAAGAACCCCUGUCCCUUCGCCUCCCUGACAAUGUAGUAAAGGGAUCUGCCAGAGCUUCCAUUUCCAUCACAGGGGACCUCAUGGGGAUGGCACUGCAGAACCUGGGCCACCUGGUGCAGAUGCCCCACGGCUGUGGGGAGCAGAACAUGGUGCUGUUUGCCCCCGUUGUCUAUGUGCUGCAGUACCUGGAGAAGACGAGGCAGCUGAGCCCUGAGAUCAAGGACAGGGCUACAGGAUUCCUGCGCAGUGGGUAUCAGACACAGCUUCUUUAUAGGCACAGAGAUGGCUCCUAUAGUUUCUUUGGGCAGAACGAUGGAGAAGGAAACACUUGGUUGACAGCUUUUGUACUCAAGAAUUUUGGCCAAGCCAGAAAAUACAUCUAUGUAGAUCACAAGAACAUCCGGGAUGCCCUACGCUGGCUAGAGCAAAACCAGCUCCCCAGUGGCUGCUUUGCCACCAAAGGGAACUUUUUUCACUCCUCCCUAAAGGGCAGCACGGAUGAUGAAAUCUCUCUGGGGGCCUACGUCGCUGCAGCACUGCUCGAGAUGGGUCUGCCACUGCAGAGCAAGCUGAUGCAGACUACUCUCCGCUGCCUGCAGAAGGUGGUUCCCAACAUCACCAACAUCUACACAGAAGCUUUGCUGGCCUAUGCCUUUGCCCUGGCUGGAGACUAUGAGACAACCCAGGAGCUGCUGUACAAACUGGAGGAACAGGCCAUCAAAUCAGGAGGACAAAUCCACUGGAGUCCCAAGCCAAGCUCUCCAGCUUCAACAGACUUCUGGCCCGGUACUCAGUCAGUGGACAUAGAACUGACAGCCUACGUGCUCCUGGCAUACCUCUCCAAGCCACGGGUGCACGCAGGUGACAUGACAACUUCAGCUGCCAUUGUGGCAUGGCUGAUACGGCAGCAAAAUGCCUACGGGGGUUUUGCCUCCACCCAGCUACAUCGGGAGCAGAGUCACAUCCAACAUGGUGAUCAUAGAGGUCUCCCUGCUGUCUGGAUUCAUCAUGACUUCCAGAUCCAGAAUACUGGUAAGGACUUUGGAAUAAAAAAACCCAGCACUACCCAGGUAAAUGGAUCCUGCCUGCUUACUCCUGUUGGGAAUUGAUCAUUUCAGGCUGGGAGGAGCUAAAUUUGCAGGGGACCUUUGUUGUUGCAAUUGCACCAAAACUCGUUGUUUUCCUACAGCCACCACAAAGGAGAUCAGAGGUGGUUCAGCUUCUCCCACUGACAGUAUUUGGACUUGAGCUAGAAACAAAGUGUACUGCUGGGUGUGCUAACACCAGGAUUUCUUUGUCAGAAAUUCUCAGACAGGAUUUCUCAGAGACACUCUAGCUCUAGCUAAAAAGAUUCUUUUUGUUUUUCAAUUAAACCAUAAACCAGAAAGAUUAAUUAUUUGCACAGCCCCAAUGCAGGUGUUUAAAAGCAGUCGAACACUCAGUGAGAUGAAAUAACAAGAAUCUCUACUGGUGCCUGCACCCAUUUGCUGACCAACGUAUCAGUCAUAUGUACUACCCACACAGCCUCUGGUCCCCAGAGGGGGAGAUUCCUCUGCCCUGGGCAGAGUCAGUGUGGUUCACACCUGAGAUGCUCACAAGGGAUGUCCAAGAGGGGCUAGCAAAGACAUAACCACUCAAGCCCUUAGGCAUGAGAAAGGCACAGUUCCACAUGGAGCCCAGCUCUACACCUUCCUUUCACUAAAACAGUGGGUCCCUCAGGUCAGGAAACCUUACAGAAAAUCCUCACAAAUUUCCUUCUAUCAUUCUUUCCUAUCCUAGCUGGAGAACAGAACCAUUGUUAAGAAAAUAGAAGUGAAAGCUAAUGUGGUCUACAUUUAUCUGGAGAAGGUAAGUGAGAACAAAAGCAUUUGG